AUGUCAACAUACUCUUCUACACGUCGUCGUACUACAGUUGGCAUCAAGAAUCCUAAGAAAGCAAAAAUCUCUAGAAGCCAUGGGGGUUCGAGAUCAACAUUUAAGAAAAUACAUAUCGACUCUUAUAAGGAUAAUACAGUUUUUGGCAUGAAAUCCACCUUUAUUACAUAUUUUACUAGAACACAAGAUUGGUGUACAACAAUCCUUUUUCUUACAAUGACUCGACCACAUAAACCCGCCUCAACCGAUUCAAUAGCUAGAUGGAUUAGGAUGACGUUGAUUCAAUCAUCUCCGGACCUAAUGGCUAAAAACACUAGAAUCAUUGCCGCCUUCCUGGCACAAAACAAUGGGGUCAAUUUGGGGUCAAUAUUAGGACUGGGAAACUGGUCAAACAACACUGUAUACCAAAAUUUUAUCAAAGGG
Acaulospora morrowiae is the source of this 423-nucleotide messenger RNA. Lineage: Eukaryota; Fungi; Glomeromycota; Glomeromycetes; Diversisporales; Acaulosporaceae. The record is from the annotation of a GenBank genome assembly.